CGGUCUCUCACACUCCGGGGUGCGAUGCCAUUCCUCCCGCAGGAACCUGAGCGCCUCGAUGGGUUGUCUCUACUUUACUGCAGGGCUCUGAGGACACGCAGAGGCUUUGCCCGAGGCACCAUGUUGAGAUGUUUUUGAGCCCAUCAGCUUUCUGUUUGCCUCCAGGACGAUCAUGGGCCCCCAUGGCAUCAACCGAGCUGUCCAGAGGCUGGAGUUCUCCGACUGCAAGAAAGGACUCGGGGUGAAAAUAAUCGGAGGCUACAGGGAGCUGACAGGUGAAGACUUCGGGAUCUACAUCAAGCGUGUGAUCGCUGGCGGCCUGGCUGCUCUGGACGGUCGGCUUAAGUCAGGUGACCUGAUUCUUGAUGUCAAUAACAUCAGCCUGAUUGGAGUGACCAAUGAGAGGGCGGUGGAGAUUCUGAGGAGCGCCUCGCUCUCCAAUCACAUGUCGCUGCUUGUCGCUAGAGAUGACGAAUCCAGGAGGGAGUUUGCUGAGCUGAUGGAGAAGUACGGCUCCAAUAACGUCACGGCGUCGGGAAGAAUCUCUCCAACGCAGCUGUCCACGGGGAAGCUGACGGACACGGCGUCCUCCUCCUCUUCCUCCCGGUCGGAGAGCCCACAGCUGCUCAGUCCUAAAGAAGGAAUCACCGCCUACAGCCACGCUCCGCAGUACACCACCACCCCGGCCUACACCGUGCACACUGCGGCACACGCCUUCAGUGACAGCGUCAUUCAGUUGAUAUGUGUCGCCAAGGGAACAGGCCUGGGACUCGUCGUCAAGGGAGGGGCCAACCGAGCUGAGGGACCAAUGGUGUUCAUUCAAGACAUAGUGCCUGGAGGAGACUGCCAGAAGGACGGCCGGUUGCAGGUGGGAGACCAGCUGGUGUCCAUCAACAAGGAGUCUCUGAUCGGAGUGACGAACGAGGAAGCCCGCAGCAUCCUGACGCGCACCAAACUCAGACCGGACCCCACGGUAGAGAUUGCUUUCAUCAGGCGGAGGUCGUCGUCCAGCUCCAGCAGCGGCUCCCACAGCCCCGUCUGUCUGCAGGGGUGUGGCGUCGGAGCCGGACCCCAGACGAAGGCCCUCGGGUCGGGCUCCACGGCCCCGCAGCAAACCAUGGUGACCAAGAUCACUUCCAGCAGGAACCCUGCCUGUGAGACGCUGCCGCCGGUCAACGUCACGCAGGUGCAAGUCUCUCCAGGCAGAACGGAGCAGACGGGAAUCUCCUCAGCGCCGCGGAGUGACAGCAGCAACCACACAAACCCUGAUUCUGGGAGCAGUCAGCCACCUCAGAGGAAAUGUUCGCUCAGUUCCAGCUGUCGAUUCAAACUGGAACGACUGGAGCAGGCGCUGGAUCUAAUUGGUCUGAAGCCCACAGAUGCUCAGCGGCAGGUUCUUAGGUCCAGACUACGAGCCGAUCCGACUGGAACAGUGGCCUUCACAGACUUCGAGGGCCUGAUUCGGGAACUGUUCAAGCCUCAGCUGGAGGAACUGUUCGGCACCCAGUCCAGCUCCAGGUUCACGUCAGACGACUUCUCCAGCCUGCUGGAGUCUCCCACCAACCCACCGCCGUCGCUGUCAGACUCGGACGACCUGGAGGAGAUGGAGAAGUUGAGGAAGGAGCACAUUGAGGCGCUGAAGGAGAUCAAGACACUGCAGGAGCAGCUUGUCGAGUCUCAGAGAGUUCACCAUGAGCUGGAGGACGAGCUCAACAAGGCCAAGCAGGAAGCGAAAGUCGGAGCAGAGGAGAGUCGGACUCUGAGGACCCGGAUCCAGCUGGUCGAGGAGGCCCAGAAGCAGGCCAGAGGGAUGGAGAUGGACUAUGAGGAGGUCAUCCACCUGCUGGAGGCUGAAAUCGCCGAGCUGAAGACUCAAAGGGUGGAGCAUCCAGCAAUGACCAAGAAGGAGGAAGUAGACGAACUGAAGAAGAAGGUGGCUAUUCUGGAGUGUCAACUAAGGAAGAGUGAAACGGCCAAAAAGGGUUUUGAGAUGUCAACGGGAAAGCUACUAAGUUUUGUGGAGAGCGUUCAGGACUUUUUGCUGGAAAGUCACGGACCCACAAAGAGCUACAGCUCCGGGGACGUCAAAGCCGGCUCGUCGUCCCACGGCGUCCCCCCUCGCUACAGGAAAAGCCCGUGGACCGCCGCCACGCUCGCCCAGGAGGCGAAAGAGCUCACGCGGUCCGUCAGAGCCGUCCUGGAGGUGGACUUGCUGACCUUCUAGAGGAGCACCUCCUGCAGGACACCAGACGUCGGGAGCCUCGUUCUCUCCUCGCUGCCACUCCUCACCUCCUCACCUUCUGCUACUGGAAUUCCAUGCAGCAAACCUGCAUGGCACAUGCUAGUCUGCAGCUGCGUUUCUGCAUAUCAACAUUUUAACCAACAAACAAAACAGAACAGAACAAAAAAAGCUGCGCAAGAACAUUCUUGCAGAAACCCCCCCCCCCAAAAAACCU
Molecule: messenger RNA, 2456 nt
Organism: Xiphophorus maculatus (southern platyfish)
Lineage: Eukaryota; Metazoa; Chordata; Actinopteri; Cyprinodontiformes; Poeciliidae
Gene: stxbp4
Product: syntaxin binding protein 4
Exons: 21
Coding region: 173-2224 (683 amino acids)
Biological process (GO): insulin receptor signaling pathway; regulation of insulin secretion involved in cellular response to glucose stimulus
Cellular component (GO): cytoplasmic vesicle
Molecular function (GO): syntaxin binding
Source: RefSeq, a predicted model, not a curated record